GAGAGAGAGAGAGAGAGAGAGAGCACACCGCUGCUGUCUGUCUGAAUCUUUCUCGAAUCCUGGGAAAGUUCCAGGGGCAGGCUGGCUGGCGGAGGGAUCUGGCACGCAGGCACUGCGGCUCCAGCCUGGCUGACGCCGGGGUUGUGGCGCUCCGCUCGGCUCGUGGAGGCUCAAGGGCUCCUAGCAAACACGCUCCCCACCUUGCUCUAUCCGCGCCACGCUCAACUGGGCAGCCAGACAUCACACGCAGGAACAGAGGGACAGGAAUUGCCCCCGUCUUUCACAACAGUGAAGCGCUGUAGUGAAUGGACAUCACACAGCAGAGAUGACUGAAACCUGACCUGCACGAGGAAUAACAUUCACUACCGGAGGCUACCAUUCUGACCAGACUGUAUUUAUGCUAAGAGAGAGAGAGAGGGGAAGAAAGAGACAGAGAAAAAUAAGAUAUUUGGGAUUAUUCCAACAUUCCCACCUCUGUUCCAGACUUUCCUCCCUCCUGGUCUCUUCAGGAAGCACCAACGGAACUAAUGAACCCCAGCUUCUGUUUACAUAGACUCCUCACACUCCUCUUCGAGCUCCUUCCCUGAUCCUCGCUCCUGCUCUCCUUUACCCAUCUGGGCAACAAUCCAUCCCUCACACUCCUCUUCUAUCCCCCUGUCCCCCCCUCUCUCACCUCCUCUCAUCACAUUCCCUCCCUCUUUCACCCAAAGUGGUGUUUCUCAUCUCUCCCUCCAUCCAUUUCUACAUAGCACCAUCCCUCCCUCCAUCCAUCUCUACAUAGCCCCAUCCAUCCCUCCCUCCAGCCAUCUAUACAUAGCACCAUCCAUCCCUCAUGCAUUCCACCACCUCUAUCACGUCCCUCUUCUCCUUCACGAGCCCUGCAGUGAAGAGGCUUCUGGGAUGGAAACAGGGGGAUGAGGAGGAGAAGUGGGCAGAGAAGGCUGUGGACUCUCUGGUGAAGAAACUAAAGAAGAAGAAGGGAGCGAUGGAGGAGCUGGAGAAGGCCCUCAGCUGCCCCGGACAGCCCAGUAAGUGUGUGACCAUCCCUCGGUCUCUGGACGGUCGUCUCCAGGUAUCCCAUCGUAAAGGUCUUCCCCACGUCAUCUACUGCAGAGUGUGGAGGUGGCCCGACCUACAGUCUCAUCACGAACUCAAGGCCUUGGAGUGCUGCGAAUUCGCCUUCGGAUCCAAACAGAAAGACAUCUGUAUCAACCCCUACCACUACAGACGGGUAGAGACACCAGUGCUUCCCCCAGUGUUGGUCCCCCGCCACAGUGAGUUUAACCCUCAGCACAGUCUACUGGCUAAAUUCCGGAAUGCCUCGCUCCACAACGAGCCCCUGAUGCCCCAGAAUGCUACAUACCCGGACUCCUUCCCUCCUUUCCCCUGCGCCUCCUCAUCCUGCGCCUCCUCAUCCUCUCUCACCCAGUCCCCCACCUCCGCCAGCUACCCCAACUCUCCCAGCAGCGCAGUCGAACCUACCAGCCCCUACCACAUCACAGCAGAGACUCCACCUCCCCCCUAUAGCAUGAUGGAGACAGUCCCAACUGAGGAUGUCAAGCCUGGAGACUCCUCCAACACACACAAGCUCACCUUCUCAGCUCCGCACACAGACCUGCGGCCUGUGUGUUAUGAGGAACCAGAGUACUGGUGUUCGGUGGCGUACUACGAGCUGAACAAUCGUGUCGGAGAGACGUUCCACGCUUCGUCCCGUAGCGUCCUGGUGGACGGCUUCACCGACCCCUCCAACAACAAGAACCGUUUCUGUCUCGGCCUGUUGUCUAACGUCAACCGCAACUCGACCAUCGAACACACACGCAGGCACAUCGGAAAAGGUGUCCAUCUCUACUACGUGGGUGGUGAGGUGUAUGCAGAGUGUCUGAGUGACAGCAGUAUCUUCGUCCAGAGUCGUAACUGUAACUAUCAGCAUGGUUUCCAUGCCACCACCGUGUGUAAGAUCCCCAGCGGCUGUAGUCUGAAGAUCUUCAACAACCAGCUGUUCGCCGAGCUCCUCUCUCAGUCCGUCAACCACGGCUUCGAGGUGGUCUACGAACUCACCAAGAUGUGUACUAUACGCAUGAGCUUCGUCAAGGGCUGGGGUGCAGAGUACCACCGUCAGGACGUCACCAGCACCCCCUGCUGGAUAGAGGUGCACCUGCACGGCCCUCUGCAGUGGCUGGACAAAGUCCUCACACAGAUGGGCUCUCCCCAUAACCCCAUCUCCUCCGUGUCCUAACACACACACACACACACACACACACACACACACACACACACACACACACACACACACACAGAUGGGCUCUCCCCAUAACCCCAUCUCCUCCGUGUCCUAACACACACACACACACACACACACACACACACAGAUGGGCUCUCCCCAUAACCCCAUCUCCUCCGUGUCCUAACACAUACACACACACACACACACACACAGAUGGGCUCUCCCCAUAACCCCAUCUCCUCCGUGUCCUAACACACACACACACACACACACACACACACACACACACACACACACACACACACACACACACACACACACACACACACACACACACACACACACACAGAUGUGGUCUGUCCUAAAACACACACACACACAUACACACACACACACACACACACAGAUGUGGUCUGUCCUAAAACACACACACACACACAUAUCCUCUGUAUCUUGACACACACACACAUUUUAAUGGAUCUAUGCUUAUCUCGACUGAUGCUAUUGAAAUAGCAGCCUUUUCUUCCUGACUGGGAAUCAACCGUCAUUUAACAUUACGAUGGUAUUUCAGUUGAUGACAAUCAAUCAAUCAAUCAUAAGUUACUGUAGCUUUCAGUUAGUCAAUGUACAACGUGCCAGUGUUGCAGAUACAUAUUGUGUUGUUUUAGCUACUCUGCUGUUUAGUUAUACUUCUACUGUAAGGGACAGUAACCAGCGACAACCGACAUCGGAAUAUGCGUGUCAUAGUUUUUUGUUUAGGUGAUGUCGGAGGUGUAACUGUGAUGGGAGCUGUCGUAAAUCCGUGAGCGGCUGCUCUUGUCAUCAUUGUAACGAAAUAACACAUCUUUAAAUCCCACCUGCGUUAGAAGUUCAGAACGAGAAAAGUGUAGGCUAUAGUUGAAAUAAUGACACUCAAAUUAAACAAUUAUAAGGAUUUUUAUAUCAGCCAAUCGAGGUGUAGAUUACAACACACGAUCCAGUGUUCCAACUUGUAACACAGCGACAUGAGGUCAUUACUAACGCAACUAGAUGCAUCCAAUGGCAAUGUCCUGCACAGGUAUAACACCAGGAGCCGUUUGCUGAUUUGACAGCUCUAACGCUGUACACCUCUCCCACAACGCCUAAACACAAACAAUGAUACUGCUAAGCAGUUGUGGGUUAAGGCAGAACUUAUUAAAUCGAGCCCUUCAGUGUCAUUAGACUAUGUUGUGGGUUAAGGCAGAAUUGGUUUAAUCGAGCCCUUCAGUUUCAUUAGACUAUGUUGUGGGUUAAGGCAGAAUUGGUUUAAUCGAGCCCUUCAGUGUCAUUAGACUAUGUUGUGGGUUAAGGCAGAAUUGGUUUAAUCGAGCCCUUCAGUGUCAUUAGACUAUGUUGUGGGUUAAGGCAGAAUUGGUUUAAUCGAGCCCUUCAGUUUCAUUAGACUAUGUUGUGGGUUAAGGCAGAAUUGGUUUAAUCGAGCCCUUCAGUUUCAUUAGACUAUGUUGUGGGUUAAGGCAGAAUUGGUUUAAUCGAGCCCUUCAGUUUCAUUAGACUAUGGUUUCAACUAUCAUUCAAUCCCCUUGUUGUUUACUGUAAGCUACAGAUACUGUAUUCAAUCACACAUAGCUCUGUUUAAAUAACCCUUUAACUCACUCAAAGACGGUUGAGUGCGUCCCCUAUGGCACCCUAUUCCCUAUAUAGUGCACUACUUUAGACCAGAGCCCUAUGGAACCCUAUUCCCUAUAUAGUGCACUACUUUAGACCAGAGCCCUAUGGCACCCUAUUCCCUAUAUAUAGUGCACUACUUUAGACCAGAGCCCUAUGGCACCCUAUUCCCUAUAUAUAGUGCACUACUUUAGACCAGAGCCCUAUGGCACCCUAUUCCCUAUAUAUAGUGCACUACUUUAGACCAGAGCCCUAUGGCACCCUAUUCCCUAUAUAUAGUGCACUACAUUAGGCCAGAGCCCUAUGGCACCCUAUUCCCUAUAUAGUGCACUACUUUAGACCAGAGCCCUAUGGCACCCUAUUCCCUAUUAUAGUGCAGUAGGGUACCAUUUGAGAUCAAAGGAAGCAUUACAGUAGUUACUAAUAGAGACUUAUAUGUCAGUGUAUAACAUGGUGUUUGUGGUGUUUUACGUGUUGGGAAAAUUAUUAACAUGUAUUUACUGUUGUCUCUGACUGCCUUUCUGAUUAUUUCAUUAAAUAUUUUUUUUUUAAUUGAAA
Messenger RNA from Salvelinus fontinalis (brook trout), 4426 nucleotides. RefSeq names its product SMAD family member 9 (gene smad9). The record is from RefSeq and is a predicted model, not a curated record. Gene Ontology annotation, biological process: anatomical structure morphogenesis; transforming growth factor beta receptor signaling pathway; SMAD protein signal transduction. The transcript is spliced from 8 exons. Lineage: Eukaryota; Metazoa; Chordata; Actinopteri; Salmoniformes; Salmonidae. Gene Ontology annotation, cellular component: heteromeric SMAD protein complex. Bases 833 to 2236 code for a protein of 467 amino acids. Gene Ontology annotation, molecular function: I-SMAD binding; RNA polymerase II cis-regulatory region sequence-specific DNA binding; DNA-binding transcription factor activity, RNA polymerase II-specific.